AGGAUAUCCGUGAUGGAGCUCGCCCUACUGGUCGUCGUGACCCUGUUGGCGGUGCCUCCGGCCGCCUCCAUGUUGUGCCCCAAGCGCUGCACGUGCCAGAACCUGCUGCCCUCCUACACGGUGCUGUGUGCCAAGACCGGCCUGCUUUUCGUGCCGCCCAACAUUGACCGGCGCACCGCCGAGCUGCGGCUCAUGGACAACUUCAUCACCACGCUGCGCCACCGCGACUUCGCCAACAUGAGCAGUCUCAUCCACCUGACGCUCUCGCGCAACACCAUCAGCCAGAUCUGCCCGUACGCCUUCGCCGACCUCCAGGACCUCCACGCGCUCCACUUGGACGCCAACCGGCUGACGGUGCUGGACGACACCCACCUGCAGGGCUUGGUCAACCUGCGCCACCUCAUCCUGGCCAACAACCAGCUGCACAGCAUCUCGGCCGGUGCCUUCCAGGACUUCCUGGAGACGCUGGAGGACCUCGACCUGUCCUACAACAACCUGGUGGACGUGCCCUGGGAGACCAUGGGCAUGCUGGUCAGCGUCAACACGCUGAGCCUGGACCACAACCUCAUCGAGUACGUGCCCGAGGGCAUCUUCUCCAACAUGCACAAGCUGGCGCGUCUGGACAUGACGUCCAACAAGCUGAAGAAGAUCCCGCCGGACCCGCUCUUCCUGCGGAUCCCCGUCUACGCCAAGCUGAAAGGCUCGCCACUCACGGCGCUCGUCCUGAGCUUCGGCGGGAAUCCGCUGCACUGCAACUGCGAGCUGAUGUGGCUGCGGAGACUGACCCGCGAGGACGACCUGGAGACGUGCGCCUCACCCCGGGAGCUGGCCGGCAAGUACUUCUGGACCAUCAAGGAGGAGGAGUUCACGUGUGAGCCGCCCAUGAUCAUGCGCCAUAGCCCCAAGACCUUCGUGAUGGAGGGUCAGCGCGUGAGCUUGCGCUGUAAGCACAUCGGCGACCCCGAGCCGUCCACCCACUGGGUCAGCCCCGACGGCAAGGUGAUCGGCAACACGUCGCGCACCACCUGCUACGAGAACGGGACGCUCGACAUCCACACCACCACCGUCAAGGACUCGGGGAUGUUCACGUGCAUCGCAUCCAACGCAGCCGGGGAGGCCACAGAGAAGGUGGAGCUCGUGGUCAACCCGUCGCCCCAUUACAACCCCAAGCUGGAACCAGAACCGGGUCCGUCCGACAUGCCCACCUCCAUCAAGUCCAACGCCAGCGGCGGCCACUCCAAGACCGACCAGCCCCGAGUGAGCGUGUCCGAGCUCACCUCCUCGUCCGUUAUCGUCCACUGGCCCCCACAGAGCGAGAUCCCCGGGGUACGCAUGUACCAGAUCCAGUACAACAGCUCCACCGACGACAUCCUCAUCUACAGGUGA
Molecule: messenger RNA, 1386 nt
Organism: Alosa sapidissima (American shad)
Lineage: Eukaryota; Metazoa; Chordata; Actinopteri; Clupeiformes; Clupeidae
Product: leucine-rich repeat and fibronectin type III domain-containing protein 1-like protein
Exons: 2
Coding region: 13-1386 (457 amino acids)
Molecular function (GO): protein binding
Source: RefSeq, a predicted model, not a curated record